CCACCCUUCAGGAGAGGAAGAAGAAGAGGAAGUCAAACCACACGGGCACCAACCCCCUACAUUGCUCCUCGAAUUACCUUACCCUUGAACCUUGCUGGAUGAACCAACUAGUAUCGCAAAUCUUUUUCUCCUACUUCCACUAGGCUAAUCUUAUCGAAAGAUUGCCUUCGACAUCAUCGAGAAGUUUGUCCCUAAUUGCCCAUUGUACUAGUCCAUUGACCACCUAUCGUCAUUGGCAGCAAAUUGGAUUGGGCCAACAAUCGGGGCCGACGGCGAUAUAAAUCAGACCGUAAUCGUACGUUUUGCGUAAAGAUUCUGGCUUGAAGAUACCCCCGGCGACUCUGGUCAGUCUAGGAGCUAGGAGCUUCAGAACCGUACGGACAGUUCAACGGGAACGGCGAGGAUACAAACAUGAGAAUUCUUGUGGCGUUGGCGCUUUUUGUGGCUUCGGCCAACUGUUUGCCGACCGCUGGGAUCGCGGUUGCAAACUCUCCAGAAAAUGUGGAACGAUUGGCACACCUGGGACCGGAUGAGCUUGCGGAGGAGUUGAGUGGACAGUUCGAGGGGGACAUGAUUCUGGACGAGGAACAGAUGGCUUCGCUGCGAGAUAGGCGUAACGGUCUCAUCGCCCAAACCCACCGUUGGCCGAACCGCAUCGUAAACUACUACAUCCACGAGCCCGACUUCACUCCGGAACAGGUUCAACACAUCGAGCUCGGUGUGCGGAUGCUGCAAAGCCAAUCCUGCCUUCAGUUCCGACGGGUUACUCCCGAAGAAACGCCCGCCUACAUCCGUGUGAUCGGUUCCGGUUCCGGCUGUAGCUCGUUCGUUGGACAUACGGGCGGUGCACAAAACCUUAACCUUCAACCGAACACCGUUGGAUCGGGUUGCUUCCGCAUUGGUACGGUGGUGCACGAGUUCCUGCACGCCCUGGGAUUCUACCAUCAGCAGAGUGCUAGCGAUCGGGAUGAGUUUGUAGACAUCAUUUGGGAUAACAUUGAGGAGGGCAGGGAAAACAACUUUUACGCGUAUGACGCCAACAGCGUGACGGACUUUAACGUCCGAUACGACUACGGAAGUGUGAUGCAUUACAGCACGACGGCAUUCUCCAAGAACGGUCAGCGAACGAUCGUACCGAAGGAACCGAACGUCACCAUCGGUCAGCGGUUGAGCUUGAGCGAGCGGGACAUCUCCAAACUGAACUGGAUGUACGGUUGCCUUGGCAAGGUUUAAUUUAGCAGCUUGUAACGCGCGACAGGACAGGAUGAUUAAAGAAAAUUUAACUUUUAUAUGAUACUGGACAGCUAAAA
Messenger RNA from Anopheles stephensi (Asian malaria mosquito), 1310 nucleotides. RefSeq names its product seminal metalloprotease 1-like. Gene Ontology annotation, molecular function: metalloendopeptidase activity; zinc ion binding. Lineage: Eukaryota; Metazoa; Arthropoda; Insecta; Diptera; Culicidae. Bases 412 to 1233 code for a protein of 273 amino acids. The transcript has 4 exons. The record is from RefSeq and is a predicted model, not a curated record. Gene Ontology annotation, biological process: proteolysis.